CCAAACCCUAGCUCUCUCGCCUGCUGGUACCAACUCCAACUCCAAUCUCGGUCGCCGCCUACCAGUCUCCAAUAUCGGUCACGGGCUUCCAAAUCCCCAACUCCAGUCUUGCCUGUCUUGAUCGCGGGCAGUUAAGAUCUCUUCACCCAUCGAGCCACUGUGGAUCCAUGGCGAAAGCAACCGAUCAAUCGCAGAUGGAUGUCGACGAGAAAGUCAACCCUAGGUUCUCAAUCAACGUGUUGCAGCUCCUCAAAUCCGCUCAGAUGCAGCAUGGGUUGAGACAUCGCGACUACACUCGAUAUCGGAGAUAUUGCACGGCACGAUUAAGAAGGCUGUACAAGUCAUUGAAGUUCACACAUGGUCAUGGCAAAUUUACUCGGAAGGUCAUAACAGAGUCAACAGUUACAGAUGUAAGGUUUCUCCACAUAGUGCUUUAUAUGGCAGAGAGGGCUUGGAGCCAUGCCAUGGAGAAAAGGCAAUUGCCAGAUGGACCAAAUGCCCGCCAACGAAUUUACUUGCUUGGUAGGCUGCGGAAGGCAGUAAAAUGGGCUACACUAUUUUCUGAGCUGUGCGCUGCCAAAGGAGAUUCUAGAACAUCUUUAGAAGCAGAGGCAUAUGUAUCUUAUAUGAAAGGUACUCUAUUAUUUGAACAAGAUCAAAACUGGAAGGCUGCAUUAAUGAAUUUCAAAAAAGCCAGGGAUGUAUACGAAGAACUUGGGAAGUAUGGAAAUGUAGAAAAUCAAGUUUUAUGCCAUGCACGUGUCGAAGAGCUGGAACCAAGCAUUAGAUAUUGUUUGCACAAAGUUGGUGAAUCAAGCUUACAGACUUCUGAGCUUUUAGAUAUGGGAGAGAUGGAGGGACCAGCUUUAGAUCUUUUCAAAGCUAAACUAGAGGUUGUUAUGGCCGAGGCAAGAUCUCAACAAGCAGCGUCUAUAACAGAGUUUUCCUGGCUUGGCCAUAGAUUUCCCAUCAGCAAUGCCAAGACACGAGUUUCCAUUUUGAAAGCUCAGGAGCUAGAGAAAGAUCUACAACUGUUCAUCACAGAAAAUCAGUUCCUGCUGAGAAGAAAACUUGCCAUAUUUGAGAAAAUAUUUUCUGCAUAUCAGGAUGCAAGAAGCUGCAUUCGCAAUGAUUUGGCUGCUGCAAGCAAUGACGAGAAUGUGAAAGAUGAAUUGAAUGGCCUCGAUAAGGCAGUCAGUGCUGUAUUGGGACAGCGAACAAUAGAGCGUGAUCAAUUGCGUGUGAUAGUUGCUAAAAGUAAGUUCUCAAAGCAGCGGGAUGAUAAGGGUGAGAAGAUCAUGAAGCCUGAAGAACUUGUUCAUUUAUAUGAUCUCCUUAUACAGAAUUCAACGGAUUUAUCUGAUUUAGUUAGUUCUGGAAGGGAUAGGAAUCCAGAAGAAGUUAGCUUCGCAGAAGAAUGUUUACUUAAAUGUUUAGUGUUUCGAGCAGAGAGGUGCUUCUAUUUGGCAAAAUCAUACAGUACAGCUGGUAAAAGAACCGAAGCAUAUGCGUUAUUUUGCCAUGCUCGUUCUCUUGCAGACACUGCUAUGCAGAAACUUCAUAGGACAAAAAAUCCAGACAAGGCAAUGAUUGAUGAUCUCCAGGUGUUAUCAGACAACUGCAGGGCAAGUAGGAAGCUAUCUAAAGGAGUCUCAACCAUCUCAUUAACAGGACAACAAAAGAAGGAAGAGAAAUUCCUCAUGGAAAUGCUUGAUGUCUAUGAAUCAGCGGUUGCGGCUCCUGGCUCAAAGGGUGCUCGUAUUGAACGGUUUCCUCCACCAUUCCAAGCUGUUCCCUGCAAUCCAAUUGUACUAGAUAUCGCCUACAGCUCCAUUGAGUUCCCAUCCCUUGAGAACAGGAUUAAGAAGGACAAGAAGGGCAUUUUCAGCAGGUUAUGGGGUUGAGUUUAGAUUUUAUCCCGAGAUUUUCUAAUCGGUGACUUUCACUUUGCCCUCAUGAAAAUUGUUGUUCAGCAGAGUGAUUUGACAUCAGCAAAAUUGAAUUUGGUUCUAAAUCUUUGUUAUUUGACUGCAAGGAUCAGAGUUCUUGAGGAAAUGGUGUUUGUGUAUAUCUUGAGAUGCUGAAAUGUUAAUUGUAUUUUUUUACUUGAAAUAGAUAGCGCAAUCGCGCUUUUACUUCCUA
This is a messenger RNA of Asparagus officinalis (garden asparagus), 2142 nucleotides long. RefSeq names its product signal recognition particle subunit SRP68-like. The record is from RefSeq and is a predicted model, not a curated record. Lineage: Eukaryota; Viridiplantae; Streptophyta; Magnoliopsida; Asparagales; Asparagaceae. Gene Ontology annotation, cellular component: signal recognition particle, endoplasmic reticulum targeting. Gene Ontology annotation, biological process: SRP-dependent cotranslational protein targeting to membrane. Gene Ontology annotation, molecular function: endoplasmic reticulum signal sequence receptor activity; 7S RNA binding; signal recognition particle binding.